UCUUAAAAUCCAAUUGAUCAGGUUAUUUUUUAGAGAAGCUGUUGAAGUAUAGUAUUUUAAUGAAAAAUAAUUAUUUUUUAUAAUAUAGAUGUAAUAAACAAUUGAAAAACAUAUAAAAAUAAAUAGCAAGAAGUGAAUACAAAUGGUUAUAAUGAUGUUGUAGUUAAAAUAAACAAAAAAAGAAAUAAUAGUUACAACUGAUAAGAAAGUGAAAAGAAAAAAUAUUGCGGCUGCACUUGUGACGUGCAUAACACAAACAAUAUAAAUUUGUAUGUAUGUACAUGAAAAAAAUGGCGCCUACUACCUGCUAAAAAUAAAGAAACUUAUAAAAAUAUUCUAUGUAGUGAAGGAAUUUUAUGAAAAGAAAUAAUUCUUGUUGAAAUAAAACAAAUAAUAGACAAAAAAUUAAAAAGAUUCCAAAAUAAACAUAACCUCAACAACAAAGCAACAAAAUGUCCGAAAAGAAUGCUGAGGAAUUUAAUUCAAGUAACGCCUUAGUGGUAAUAAGCAAUGAAUACACGAGUACCCCCAUUGGUUUGACCAAAAGUGCAUCCAAUGCAAUUAAUGAUAUACAGGAUGAUGCGCCACGUAUUAUUUGCAAUGAAUUGAUAGUGAAUCCACACAAAAGUAAAUCAAUGGAGAAACUAGAUGAAUUAUCUUCACUAGAGCGAGAGAUUGCUAAAAUGCAUCAUGUGGAUGAAGCACAACUGGACCUGGACGAGGUAUUAUUAUCUUCCUCAACAAGUGCUACACAGGGCGAAAAUCAAACGAAUCAGCUGCAGAUGGCUAAAACUCUAACGUCUGCUACAGACGCAAGUGAUUUGUCUAAUGGUAAAAAUUCCAAUAAUGUAAUCAGAGGUGUGGAAACUAAUUUGGAAGAUAAGCUAGAAGCGAUAACUUCUGGUGAAACAGCUUUAGAGCAUGAAGAUCUCAUAGCUGUUCUGAAGGGUCUUGAUGGUAAUGGCGAUGAUACACAUAACAACAGUGGUGCAGUUGAAGUGGAGGCGGACUCAAUACUCGAGGAAGGUGUAACCAUAGAGGGCGAGGGAGAGUAUCAAAUUAUGGAAGUAAUAGAUGAUGAUUCAAAUGCUAAUGAAGAAACUACAAAAACAGAUAUAGCUGAUACCACCAGCACUUCCUCCACCACACAAAAUCUAAACAAAAAAACAUUUGGUUCAACUCCCUUAACAGUACAAGAGGAACGGGCUUUGGCAUUAGAACAAAUUGAGUGUUUGAAAACUGUUCAUCGUCGACGUAAACAAGAUAUUAAACCCAUUAAACAAAUAGAUCCUGCUUUAGAUUUAGUGUCUGCUUUAGAGGCAGAUUGGAGUGAAAAUGAUGAUGAAUUAUCGGUUGAGACAACAAAAACCGAUACAAAAACUAAACUUCCCACCCUAAAAACAAAGGCUGCGUCUACUACCAGCAAAACAAUAGCUGAUAAUAAAGCUAAUACUCCUUUAAUAACGAGUGUUGUUGUUAUACCUUCAACAACUGCAACUGUGUCUAGUACAACUCCAACUUCUGCUGCUGCGAGUCCUACAUUAACAAAUUCGAACGUUAGCUCUGGUACUAAUAACAAUGCUACCACUACAGAAAACCCAAAUCCCACAAAGUCAUCUCCAGUUGAAGGUAUCAUCAAUACAAAAACAGAAGAAGACACACAGAUUGUUGGCACACAAACAGGCUUUAGAAGAACUCGCAUAAUUAAACGUAAAAUUAUUUGGGAUCCUGAUGCGCCGGAAACCACGUUCUCCUAUGCUAAACUUGUCAAAUCCAAUAACAAUACUAAAACAAAAACAGAACCCACUAUAAAGGCACCCAUUACCAAGGGAUCUACUACUAUAACUCCGUUGAAAAAAGAAACAUUGCCUACAACAACCGCAACCACAACGGCUUCUACGACUACUACAGCAAAGAAAACACAAAGACCAACAACACCUAAAGUUAAAAAGACCGCUACAAACUUGAACACUGAAAAAGCAACGACAGCUGAAAAUACAGCAGCUGCAAAAACUACCACUGCGGAAAAAGAACUGAUUACCAAAACGAAUACCAAAACUGAGGAAACUGAAACUAAAGCAUCACCGAGUUUGGAAACAAAAUCAGAAACAUCGCCCACAUCUCCCGCUAAACGACGUUCCCAAACUCCUGUUUCUAAUAUUAGUCCCAGUGGCAGUACAGGUGUUAAGAAGAGAAAAAACAAUGAACUUGAUCGUUUGAUGGGCGACGAGGGUGCUGUUAAUAUGCUUAACUCAUUGGAGAAAUUAGAGGCCAGUCUAGGACCAGGAGAAACUAAAUCGACUAGACCGUUGAUGAGAAGCCGUGCAGCUACAAUAUGUGAAAAGUUGCCUCGCAAGGACACAACACCACCUGCCCGCCGUGCUCCAACACCAACAUCGGCAAAUCAACCGACAACUACAAAAGGCAAAAGAGCCACUAAACCACGUGCUUCUUCCUCUUGGGAUUAUGUUUACAAGAAAAAGAAACAGGAUUUCGAUGAUUCUCUAAUCAUACGUCGUCGUUCAAAUAGUUCAUAUUCCAGUACAACAUCACUAAAUCGUUUAAGCUUAGAUGGUCCCCCUGCCAGUAAUUCCUCAACGAAAUCCAAUGAUUCCAAAUCAUUGCCUAACUCAUCGAGUGAAAAUGAUUUGUCUAAAACACCUCCCGCUACCUCAAGUCACAACAAAAGCUCUGGCAGCUCCAAAACAACAACACGUUCAACGCCGACACCACCAGCAAGUGGCGUCAAAUCAUCAUUUGAAUUUGCUAAACCUGAAAAUAAAAAAUCAACCCAAAAACGUACAAAAAGUCCUGCUGCUACACUAACGAAUGAUAUGAAAAAAGCAGCGCCGGUCGCUAGCAGACGUAAUGCUCGUAGUCCAGCUACAACUACAAAUGAAGAUAAAAGCAAGGAGGCGGUUAAACCAUCAAAUACAAAAUCUCCCACUAUGGCAAAGGACAAGAAAGAUGUAUCUCCAUCUUCAUCAUCAUCAUCGUCGUCUAAUACAUUAUCUGAUGUUGUUGUUAAAAAAUCCUCAAAAGUUGCUCAAAUUCUUUUCAGUACCAAUAAGGCUAAAUUAAGCAACACCUUUACCAUACAGAUGUUAAAUAAAUUGGUAGAUAUUCUUGAUAAAUUGGCUUCGGAUUCUGAUUGUCAUGUCGUUGUUAUGGGUACAAAUGAUGCUCACUUUUGCCAGGGCAUUGAUCUAACCGAUCUAACAACGAUUGCGGCUGAAAAACGUAAAAAUUAUGCUGUUAAUUUGGCCACAUCUGUUAAAAAUUAUUUAAAAACAUUAGCUACGUAUCCGAAACCACUAAUAGCUGGUGUUAGUGGUAAUCUAAUGAAUUUGGGUGUUAUCCAACUGGCUUUAUUUGAUGUUGUUAUAGCCGCUGAUAAAACCACAUUCGAAACGCCAUACGCUAAAAUGGGACAAGCACCAGAGGGUUAUUGCAUUUGGCAUAAUAUGAAUAAAAUACGAGGAUCAUUUAAAACAAAAUUAUUUUGGUUGUGUGAGAGAAUACAAUCUACUGAAGCAGCCUUAGCUGGUCUAGUUAAUAAAUUAACCGCUGUCAAUAAAGUAAAUGAUGAUGCUUUUGCAACAGCCAGAAGAAUUGCCUCAUUAUCUUCGGAGACUUAUCGUGCUAUGAAGAAGACUGCUAUUAAUAGCCAUUUGGAUGUAAUUGUUAGCUCUCUGGAUGAGGAAUUCGAUACAAUUAUUAAACAAUGGACAACGAGUGAUUGUUUAGAAAAUUUAAAGAAAUUUUUGGGACAUGAUUAAUUUUAAAUUUUUUUUUUUUUAGUUUUGAUUAAUUUUAAAAUUUGUAGUUUUCAUUUUAUUAC
This is a messenger RNA of Lucilia cuprina (Australian sheep blowfly), 3841 nucleotides long. It is a transcript of the gene HIPP1, whose product is annotated as mucin-17. The coding region runs from base 453 to 3779 and encodes 1108 amino acids. The transcript is spliced from 7 exons. NCBI's taxonomy places the organism in Eukaryota, Metazoa, Arthropoda, Insecta, Diptera, Calliphoridae. The record is from RefSeq and is a predicted model, not a curated record.